AUGCCUGAAAAACUAAGUGAGGAUGAAUCAAUUAGUCUAGUAAGUACUAAAUAUGGUCAGCCGUCUAAAGACAGUCGAAUACGCCAUUCUGUCAGUGUGUCACCACCGCCGUACGAUCGUUCACAACGACACAGCAGCAGUUAUGGCAAAUCUCAUGAGCCAGUCAGCGAAAGGCGACUGCUGCGAGCAAGACGUUUCGGAAUCGAGCCGCAUCUCGAGGAACUCUCGGUUUGUUAA
Molecule: messenger RNA, 237 nt
Organism: Enterobius vermicularis (human pinworm)
Lineage: Eukaryota; Metazoa; Nematoda; Chromadorea; Rhabditida; Oxyuridae
Source: the annotation of a GenBank genome assembly